Camellia sinensis is the source of this 615-nucleotide messenger RNA. The record is from RefSeq and is a predicted model, not a curated record. Lineage: Eukaryota; Viridiplantae; Streptophyta; Magnoliopsida; Ericales; Theaceae.
AUGCUGAUCGACGAUGAUGUUGAUGAUCAGAAAGAAUGGAGAAGAUCGGGGAUGAAUGUUUGUAGAUUGAUAAUGGAUCUUAGUGGAUCAACAAUGGAUCGUGAUGGAUCGGUAAUUGAUCUUGAUGAAUCAGAAAUGAUGUCGAAGAUCGUCAAUGCUUUUACGAGUCUUGGUGCUAUAUUGGAUCCUAGAGUACUCAGUGGAAGGGGUCCUACAUCAUUCACAAUUCAUGGGGAAUUACGACAUCGAACAGGAUCACUACAACCACAACCAGGGCAGGAUGUGAGUUAUGGUCAACUGUAUAUCUAUGACCUUGAUUUAGCGUUAGAAAUUCGUAAUCGUGGAAAUCCUAACUUGAGAAGGGAUGUGCUCAAAACUAUUCAGGAUAGUUUGUUGCAAGUCAAUGCAUUUGUAGCUACAUUUCGCCAGGCUCAUGCCAUUUUACAUCAAUUAGACGCGGCAAGACACAAUCUACCUGCUCAUCUUCAUUACAAUUCAACAACUGAUCGAUGUCGGUAUAACUUACCAACUGCAGAUGAGAUUGCGAUUGUAAUACCAGGUGAUGGAACAGAGAUGGACAGCUCAGAUGAAAACCUUCUCUCUCACUCUACCUGA